Molecule: messenger RNA, 3497 nt
Organism: Centruroides sculpturatus (bark scorpion)
Lineage: Eukaryota; Metazoa; Arthropoda; Arachnida; Scorpiones; Buthidae
Product: histone acetyltransferase KAT6B-like
Exons: 9
Coding region: 721-2106 (461 amino acids)
Molecular function (GO): DNA binding; protein binding
Source: RefSeq, a predicted model, not a curated record
CCGUUAAUAAAACAUGAAGCGCUUUAGCGAAUCGCUUAAAAAACCUCGCGUUUUAAAUCAGUUACUAACGGAUGCAACGUCACCGGCGUGUGACGUCACAUCCUGCAGCUGUAACAUCUUCGACAAAAUGCUUGUUCUUUCGGCGUAAUACGUGCAAAUUGAAUCGGUAUCGGACGCCGACGACGACACCUUCCGACGAAUUUGUAAUUCUCGCUCGGAACAAUGGCGAUAAAAAGAAUAGAGAAGGUAAAACGAGAAGAUUACAGUCACCAUUAAAGCGAUUUUCAUCAGCGAAUUGCGGCGCUUUUCCACAGAAACGUGUGAUCUCUCGUUACCAUAGAAACACACCCUCUAUAAAAAAAGCAUAACAGACGAGAGCGCACUUUGUCGGACGGAACUCGCCCGACCGGGAUGAAAGCGAACGAAAGGUGGCGCUGCCGUUAACAGAUAAGAUUUUUAGGUUAAAUAGUGUCGGACAAAGCGCGCAUCCCUCUACAAAUUAUCUACAAAGUUAAAAAAAUCGAGUAUAAACUCGCGGAACGGAGCUCCUUUCCGGGACGACCUUCGUCUUUGUGGUGUGGCCGUCCUCUCCGCCGUUCGUCUCCCUCCCAUUAGUACGCAUGCUCCGUGGCGAAUAGCCUUUGCGAACUGACGAAACUCGGUUGCUGUCGGCCAGCGUUGGUGUUAAGAAGGACCGAAAAUAAGCGUUUUCGACUGACUAUGGCAGAUUCCAAAUACAAGACUGCAAUAUUGGACGCUAUCGACCAGUUGAGACAGCGCAAAGCACGUCCUGACCUGGAAAGGAUAUGUCACAUGUUACAGCGUCGCCACGGUCUGAAUUCAUCAAUCGUCCAGACCGAACUGGAAAAGUUAAUCGAUGCAGAUAUCGUGAUCAAAGUUGACUAUAAAGGCAACACUAGUUACAGGAACGCAGCGAAAUGGACUAAAGGAAGAAAUAAAGAAGCGGCGCUCAAGUCGGAAGCCAAGACUUGUCUUCUUUCCACCAAAUACUGCACGUUACCUUAUCAACAACAGCAGACGACGGUGUUACUAAAACAGCGCAUUCGUGCUGGUCCGGGUCGGCCACCGAGGACGGCAAUUUCGUCGUUGAAACAGGCGCAGAGUAAAAGAGGGAGGCCUCCCAGCAAGCGAAAGCGCAUUAAGAAAACUCAUGGUCCGGAUUUUUUGGAAACAUCAAGUCUUCCUUCAUCUGACUCAGAGGAUCCUCGUUGUGAUUAUUGUUUCCUCAGUGCUUCCUCUAAUCGAAAUGGAAUGGCUGAAGAUCUUCUGUUUUGUAAAGACUGUAAUGCAAAAGAUAUAAAAUUUAAAGACAAGACCAACACAGUCCAGUGCAGAGAUGGUGAUAAAAUAAGACAAGUAUUGAGGCACAAGAAGCAACGAUUGGGGCAUGACGGCACAGAAGGAACUCACCCAAGUUGCAUGGAAUACAGUGCAGAAUUGGCUGAACGCUCAAAAAUGGGCCCAUGGCAGUGCAUUGAUUGCAAAACUUGUAUACUGUGUGAUGAUUCCAAGGAUGGUGGCUCAAUGCUGUUUUGUGAUUCGUGUGACAAGGGCUAUCAUAUGAACUGCCAUAUUCCAAAAAUUAGCGAACAGCCAAAAGGGAAAUGGGUUUGUCAUCAAUGCACUAGUGAUAUCAGAACAGAAGAUGCAGAUACUGACUCGUCGGGAGUCAGUUCAGAACAGAGAAAUGUAAUCGUCAGAGGAAGGAUAGGAGGAGUAGAUAAUACAACAGGUUUACCAACUCCCUGUGAUUCACCGGUACCAGGAGAUAUAGCUCAAGGCGAUUUCGGUAGUACUUGCGUUGGUACUGCUUGUAAUAAAAACACCGAACUGCAAUAUCCAGAUGUAAUACCAGAUGCAAAAAAUUGGACGGUCGACGAUGUCGAAAAAUUUUUAGCGUCAGUCGGAUUUUCCGAACAAGCACUUAUUUUUAAAGAGCAGGAAAUUGAUGGAAAGUCUCUUCUUUUAAUGAAGCGAAGUGAUGUGCUGACGGGACUGACCAUCAAGCUUGGUCCUGCACUCAAAAUAUAUAAUCACAUAAAGAGGCUUCAAACUGGUCUUCCAGAUGGGCACACCAUUAAAUGAUGUGCUGUUAAACUGUAAAUUAUUUGCCAAAAUUACUUGUAGUCAAUUUGUAUGUACAGAAUCUAUUUAUUUUUAAUCAUUUGUGUUUAUUAGUGCCGUUCUCUCGCAUAAAUUUACUUAAUCUUUAAGAAAUUAGAGUAGGCCAUCACACAUUUUCUGUAAUCCAAAAUAUUAAAUAAUUAACCUCUUAAGUUAAUUAUAUUUAAAGCUUUUUAUUUUACAAAAUGCACUUGUAUUUCAAUUGUAAGUGUCACUAUCAUUUCAGUUUCUGCAAUGUAAUAUAAUUAUCCUGAACAUGUUUUAGAAAUAUUUUCUAAAAUGGACAGAUCUGUAAAAUAAAGAAAACAAAUUCUUUUUAAAGAAAUUUUGUAGAAUGUAAUUAUUAUAUGUUUGUAAAAUUACUUAAGAGGUUAACUAUUUCAAAGUUCUUUUUUUAAUUUAAAAUAUUUUAAUGUAUUGAUAAAAAACUUAUGCAAGAACUUAUCAUAAAUAAUCAUAAAAACUUUGCGUCUGUCAAUUUUUUAUAAAACUUCAAUCAAAUUGAAUCAAAUUUCAAAAUUAGAUAUUUAUUGCAAUAAUUUUAAAGAAAUUGCAUUUGUAAUACUGUUUAUAUUAAUACUUCUUAUAAGGCAUAUUUUGCUUUUAAGAAGUUUACAUUCCAAAUAGAAACAUAUCUCAAAUUAGCAAAAUGAGGAUGAUGAUGAUGACAAGACCAAAACAACGCUUAAAUUUGAAAGAACGGCUUUUGUAAAUGCAACCGUCAAAACGGUCCUUCUUUAGAUUGCUAGAAUUACUUUUAAUAUUGAGUGUUGAAGUGGGCUAACAUAAAUGUAUAGCACCAUGAUGUUUCUCUGAAAUAGUUUAUUUUGUUUUGAUAUAUUUGUAGAAUAAGCAUGCUGCACCUUAAGAAAACACUACUAAAAAAUUUUGAUAUGAAAGAAAAAUCUGUCAUCAGUUUUUAUUGCAUGUAUAAAUACUAUUGUAUUUAUUAUGGAUAUUUAUUAAACGAUAAACAUUUUAGAGAAAAUAUUUUUAUUCUCAAAGGCAGACAAAGUAUGUAAUUUUGCAUGAAAGUAAUCCUCAAAAAUAACUGAUAAACGUUAAAUAAAUGCACAAUUAUUUUGAAGCAUAUAAAAACGCAUUUAUAUUAUCCCAUUACUUUUGUUUAGUGUUUUCUUAAGGUAAAUUUGACAACAUUUUACUUGUAGUAAAAAUGUUGAAUUUGACAAAUUUAAAAAUAUUGUUCUUUUAAAUUAGCAUGUUGUGAGACAUUUUCAUAUUGCAUAUAUUGUAAACUCCCCCCCGAAAAACCAGUUCACACUGAUGGACCUCAAUUCACUAUUCGAGAGUCGUCGGAGGAGUACAUAUAUUUAUUCAUGCCAAAACAGUAU